AUGAGGGCUCUGGCUGAAGCGGGUGUAUGGUGCGGCGCUGUAAUGAGCCCGGAAGAGGUGCUGUCAAACGAGCACCUGGCAGCACGCGAGAUGAUUGUGGAUGUGGAUGACCCGGCGCGCGGAAACUACCAGAUGAUUGGUUGCCCGGUCAAGUUGGAGAAGUCUCCCGUGGACGUCAAACCCGCCCCGCUGUACAGCGAGCACACGGACGACAUUCUUACGGGUUUGCUGGAUGUUUCGCCCGGCGAGCUGCCCGAGCUUCGGAGACAAGGAGUGAUUGUUUAG
Molecule: messenger RNA, 285 nt
Organism: Geodia barretti
Lineage: Eukaryota; Metazoa; Porifera; Demospongiae; Tetractinellida; Geodiidae
Source: the annotation of a GenBank genome assembly